AUGUUUAUUUCUGUUUGUUUUUUCCUGCAGUACUCUCCACUGCUUAAGAAGCUGUAUUGUCAGAUCGCCAAGACCUGUCCGAUUCAGAUCAAACUGGCUUCCUCGCCCCCAAACGGCGGUGUGAUUCGAGCCAUGCCCAUCUACAAGAAGGCCGAACACGUCACAGAGGUGGUCAAACGCUGUCCUAACCAUGAACUCGGACGGGACUUCAAUGAAAGUCAGACAGCUCCUGCCAGUCACUUGAUUCGGGUGGAGGGCAGUAAUCUGUGUCAGUACGUGGAUGAUCCUGUGACGGGCCGACAGAGUGCUCUCGCUCCGUAUGAGGCUCCACAGGUGGGCACCGAGUUCACAACGAUUCUGUAUAAUUUCAUGUGCAACAGCAGUUGUGUCGGUGGAAUGAACCGCAGGCCCAUCCUCAUCAUCAUCACGCUGGAGACACGAGAUGGACAGGUUCUCGGCAGGCGUUCGUUUGAAGGCCGGAUUUGUGCCUGUCCCGGUCGAGACCGCAAAGCAGACGAGGAUCAUUUCAGGGAGCAACAGGCACUAAAUGAGAGCGUGGCCAAAAAUGGAAAUGCCAAUAAACGAAAUUUCAAGCAGACUCCAGCCAAUAUUACAGGCCCUUGCAUCAACAUCAAGAAGAGGCGACAUGGAGAAGAGGAGAUGUAUUAUAUUCCAGUGCGAGGCCGGGAAAACUUCGACAUCCUGAUGAAGAUAAAGGACAGUCUGGAACUUGUGGAGUUUGUACCACAACAGUUAGUGGAUUCAUACAGACAACAACAACAGCAGCUCCUACAGAGACAGUGAUAUGUUCCUCU
Molecule: messenger RNA, 815 nt
Organism: Sinocyclocheilus rhinocerous
Lineage: Eukaryota; Metazoa; Chordata; Actinopteri; Cypriniformes; Cyprinidae
Product: tumor protein p73-like
Exons: 7
Coding region: 1-804 (267 amino acids)
Biological process (GO): regulation of transcription by RNA polymerase II; apoptotic process; protein tetramerization
Cellular component (GO): nucleus
Molecular function (GO): DNA-binding transcription factor activity, RNA polymerase II-specific; RNA polymerase II cis-regulatory region sequence-specific DNA binding
Source: RefSeq, a predicted model, not a curated record